Messenger RNA from Indicator indicator, 1308 nucleotides. RefSeq names its product laccase domain containing 1 (gene LACC1). The record is from RefSeq and is a predicted model, not a curated record. The transcript has 5 exons. NCBI's taxonomy places the organism in Eukaryota, Metazoa, Chordata, Aves, Piciformes, Indicatoridae. Gene Ontology annotation, molecular function: copper ion binding. Bases 1 to 1308 code for a protein of 435 amino acids.
AUGGUGGAAGCAAUACUGAUAGAUCUCUUCAGCCUACCAGCCAACUUGCAGAACAACAUCCAAGGGUUACUAUAUAACACGCUGGAAACUAUUGAGAAAUGCUCUUCUAUACCUGCUCCAUUUGUUUAUGUCAUGUGUUGCCAUAGUCAGAGGUGUGAAUGGAAAGGUGAACAAGAGUCCUUGCUUCCAGCUCUGAGAGAUUUUCAGAGUCUGAAGAAAAGACUGGAAGUGGUACAUGCUCUGAGUACAGCUGCUGCUUUGUAUACCAUCAAACAAAGACUGGAUGAAAAAGACUUAAGCAUCAUUAAAGUUAUUCUCUCAUCCGUAAGAAAAGAUGCAAUGAAAGUCUAUAUAGACCAUCUCUUUACAUCAGUCUACCAGUUUGAAUUUGAGGAUUUACAGGUGACAUCUGAUUAUGAAAACCUACAGAUAGCUGAACCUCAGAGUGGAAGGCAAAUACAGGAUGUGGUGCUCAUCCAAAGUGAGAUUCAGAUGUACUUGGAAAGCCUGCCAAGCCUGAAUGGGGAACUCACCAUCCUCAGAUCUUCCCUGAUUCCAGAUGAUAUCUUCCUACAUGGAUUCACCACAAGGGCAGGUGGUAUCUCCUACAUACCAACUCUAAGCUCUUGUAACCUCUUCAGCAGUUCCAAGCGGAGGGACCCACAAAUUGUUGUUAAAGAAAACCUCCGCCGGCUAGCUAAUGCUGCAGGAUUUAACCCAGAGACUUUUCACAGAGUCAAGAUUGAUCAUGCUAAUGCUGUGUGUAUUAUGGGAAAGACAGAGCCUGACAGCUAUGAUGGAAUAGUCACGAAUCAGAAAGGUGUAACAAUAGCAGCUCCAGGUGCUGAUUGCAUACCUGUGCUGUUUGCUGAUCCUGUCAGAAAGGCUUGUGGUGCUGCUCAUUCCGGGUGGAAAGGCACGUUGUUAGGAGUUUCUAUGGCCACAGUAAAUGCCAUGGUAUCUGAAUAUGGAUGUAACCUGAAAGAUAUUCUUGUGGUGCUGGGCCCUUCUGUAGGACCUUGCUGCUAUAAACUUCCUCAUGAAUCAGCAAAAGAAUUUCACAGAAUUGAUCCAUCGUGUGUGAGACUAUUUGACUCUUCAGAUCCUUAUAUUGAUAUUAGAAGAGCAACGCGGAUUCUUCUUGAGAGUGGUGGGAUUCUUCCUGAGAACAUCCAAGAUGAUUCUGUCACAGACCAGAACCAGAAUAUCACUUUCUGUACUGCAUGCCACCCUGAUAAAUUUUACUCUCACUUCCGUGAUGGUGCUAACUUUGGGACACAGAUUGGCUUCAUAUCAAUCAAAGAUUGA